Cladocopium goreaui is the source of this 2466-nucleotide messenger RNA. The record is from the annotation of a GenBank genome assembly. Lineage: Eukaryota; Dinophyceae; Suessiales; Symbiodiniaceae.
AUGUUACAGGGCACUCCCCAACUUCAAAGGUUAACAAUCGCAAUGAAGCGUUCCUUCUUUGUCCGCCACGGAUGGAAGAUCGUCCUGAUCGCCGCCAUCGGGUUGCCGGUAUUCUUCGGCGGGGCACGUCGUGCCAUGCUGAGCAAUCGCAACGACGUCAAAGAAUGGCUGCCGGCGAACUUUCAAGAAACCAAGGACCUGCAAUGGUUCCAGGAACACUUCCCGGGCGAAGAGUUCAUCCUGGCCAGUUGGGAAGGCUGCACGCUCGACGACCCUCGUAUCGAGCAACUGAUUGAAGCUGUCGACGGCGAGGGGGCGAGCACAGCAGAGCUAUUCUCUCGCGUGGUUAGUGGCCCCCGCAUUCUCGAGCAACUUACAACUCCACCAGUCGAACUGGAGCGAGAAGCCGCAAUCGAUCGCCUGGUCGGGUCGGUCAUUGGGCCCGAUCGGGAACACACCUGUGUGGUGUUCACUUUGAGCGAGACGGGUGCUGCAGACCUGAAGGGGUCGGUCGAAGCGAUCAUCAGUGCGGCGGAUCAGACAUGCGGCAUUUCGUACGACGAACUGCACAUGGGCGGCCCUCCGGUCGACAAUCGCCACAUUGACCACGAAGGCGAACGAAUGCUGAUCCGCUUGGGCACCUUCGCCGGGCUGAUCGGUCUGGUCCUGGCGUGGCGCUGCCUGCGGAGCUUCAAGCUCACGCUGAUGGUUUUUGUGAUCGCUCUCUACGGCGCAGCGAUUAGCCUCGCGUUGAUGAAGUUCACCGGUGCUACCGUUAGUGCUGUCGUGCUGACGAUGCCGGCCUUGGUUUAUGUACUGGGAAUCUCGGGCGCGAUCCAUAUUGUGAAUUACUAUCGUGACGCCUUGGAGCACAGCGAUACCACGACGGCACCAACUCUGGCCGUGGCUCACGGUUGGCUCCCCUGCACGAUCGCUGCAAGCACCACAGCUAUCGGGUUGGGCUCACUGUGCAUUAGCGACAUUUCUCCGAUCAAAACCUUUGGACUUUACUCGGCCCUGGGAGUAAUCAGCAGCUUGCUGUUGGUGUUGUUCGUUCUGCCGGCCAUGCUGCAACUGUGGCCCGUGGUCACGCCCACGGCGAACCCAUCGCUCAGUCCUUCAACAGGACGCCUUCACCGUUUCCGCCAGUGGAUGUUCCAAGGGGUGAUCAACCACUAUCGCAUCGUGACUGUAAGUUGCCUCGCCUUGCUGCUGGUCACCGGCUACGGGCUGACGAAGAUGAAAACUACGGUAAUGCUUACCAAGCUCUUCUCUGAAGACCAUCGCAUCAUCAGCGACUAUCGCUUUCUCGAGGAAAACCUGGGUGAGCUGAUCCCGAUGGAGGUCGUCCUGCGGGUCGACAAAGAGAAUUGCUCGCUCACGUUUCUGGAGCGGAUGCAGUUAGUCACCGAAAUCCGAGAGGAGUUGGAGAAGCUCGAAGACGUGGGCGGCACGCUGGCCACGCCAACGUUCUCACCGGAACUGGAAAGCCUGGCACCGGAACCUCGCCGUCGCCGCGGGGGAAUUGGCGGAGCCAUGCAGGCCGUCCUGGGACUCAACAACCGUGAACGCAUCGAGAACAACAUCCGCAACAAACGACUGCUGGAGCAUCGCGAGGAGUUCUUGAACGGUGACUUCCUUAGCGAAACUGAGGAUGAAGAACUGUGGCGGAUCAGUGCUCGCAUCGGGGCGUUGAACGACGUGGACUACGGCCUGUUCGUCGAUACGAUCCACGAGCAAGUCGAACCCGUGUUGGCCGCUCAACGUGCUAACGGAAUCGAGGGGCUAGAUGUCACGUACACCGGCGUGAUCCCGUUGGUUUACAAGAGCCAGCGGACGCUACUGGACAACUUGUUCGAAAGUUUCGGUUCCGCCUUCGGGUUGAUCGCCAUCGUGAUGAUGAUCGUGCUUCGCAACCCGGUGGCAGGACUGGUGGCGAUGAUUCCAAACGUUUUCCCCGCUGUUGUGGUAUUCGGCGGCAUGUGCCUGCUGGGCAUGGAUAUCGACAUCGGAUCGAUGAUGUGUGCCAGUGUGGCCUUGGGCGUUGGGGUGGACGACACAAUCCAUUUCCUCACCUGGUUCCGCCGGGGUCUCGAUGCCACGGGUGAUCGCUGCAAGGCAAUCAUGCUCGCCUACGAACGCUGUGCUACCCCCAUGACGCAGACCACAAUCAUCAGUGGCCUAGGGCUUUCGGUAUUCGCGUUGAGCACCUUCAUGCCAACCCAGCGGUUCGGCUACCUGAUGGUCACGUUACUUACCGCAGCCCUGAUAGGCGACUUGUUGCUUCUGCCCGCCAUGCUCGCUGGCACCCUGGGUCGGCUGUUUGAUCGCAAGGGCAAAAAGCAAGAGGCGGCCGACACCGCGGCGAAGGCCGAGUUGCUCGAAGGAAAGGGUCCCACGCCGGCUGCACAAGGGGCUACUGGCAAACCACGCAAAGAUGAUUCGCGCGAGACCGUCUUGCACUAA